This is a messenger RNA of Dichomitus squalens LYAD-421 SS1, 1755 nucleotides long. RefSeq names its product P-loop containing nucleoside triphosphate hydrolase protein. Gene Ontology annotation, biological process: double-strand break repair via homologous recombination; telomere maintenance. The annotation marks the transcript as partial. The record is from RefSeq and is a predicted model, not a curated record. Gene Ontology annotation, cellular component: nucleoplasm; nucleus; cytoplasm. Gene Ontology annotation, molecular function: nucleic acid binding; four-way junction helicase activity; ATP binding. The transcript has 5 exons. NCBI's taxonomy places the organism in Eukaryota, Fungi, Basidiomycota, Agaricomycetes, Polyporales, Polyporaceae.
AUGCAUACAGCAUACCGUUGGGAUGCAGACCCCAAGGCCUUCCAACUCCGUGCUGUCCAGGCCCAGCUCGAAGGGACGGACAUGGUGGCGCAAGCACCAACAGGUGCAGGCAAGACGGCUCUCGCGGCAGGACCUCAUCUCUGGCCUGGCAACGAGAAGAAAUUCACCAUUAUGGUCUGCCCAUUAUUAACUCUGGAGGAAGAAAUGUGCGAAACCUUUGUGACGGACUUUGGCCUUCAGGCUGUGGCCUUGAAUAGCAAGAAUGAGGCAUGCUCCCCCUCUCUAACAUCUUGUUCAAUAAAGGACAUACUUUCAUACAAGUAUCAAAUCAUUCUCGUCUCACCGGAGAUGCUCCAGUCGCGCAUGUUCACCAACUGUAUCCUUCGUAAUACUCGCUUUAUGAAGGAUAUUAUAUCCUUAUUCAUUGACGAGGCACAUUGUAUUGUUCUUUGGGGCACAGACUUUCGAAAAAAGUACGGUACACUUGGCAAGGUGCGCGCAUUUUUACCCCGCGGCACCCCUGUAGUUGCUGUCUCUGCGACCCUCACCCCUCGCGUCGUCCGAGCCAUCUGGGCCUCUCUCCACUUUGCGCACUCCAACACCCAAAGCCGUUAUCAAAACGAAGGGAACGACCGCCCUAAUGUGUCCAUCAUCGUUCGCGCUUGCGAGCAUCCGCUCAAUACUUUCGCUGACCUCGCUUUUGCCAUACCCACAAACCUCCAAGCCAUUACCGACAUCCCCAAGACAUAUAUAUACGUGGACAACAUAGCUACGGGCGGUGAGAUCAUCGACUAUCUCAACCAUCGAAUCGACCAAAAUUCCUCUAUUGCGACCGCCUCCGAGCAGGUACGAGCGUCCUUCCGAGGCAUUGUGCGCCCUUUCAACGCAACGCUAUCACAUCGCUACCGAACACUGGCCAUGUCACACUUCUGUGACGGCAAAAUCCGCAUACUGGUUUGCACGGACACCGCAGGAAUGGGCUGCAACAUUCCGGACAUUGAUCGCGUCAUCCAAUGGAAGCUCUCCGCCACCUUCUCACACUUCAUACAACAUGCUGGAUGUGCUGCACGGGGCAGAGGCCGGACAGGUGUCGCUGUCCUGCUAGUGGAGCGCUCAGCCUAUAAUAUCAACAUCUUCAACUCCGGUUCAACAACGAAAUCGACCUCCGUUUCCCAUUCAAAGGGAAAAGGGAAGGGCAACAAGCGUGUGGACCCCGUAACUGACCCGCCGAAGGAGAAGCGCGAACAGGCAGAUGUUCGAGAUUAUGUGCUUGCCCAUGGUCUAUUGCGAGGAGAAUCACAGGGAGUUGAUGCCAUACCGAAUGGUGCCCAGCCGCUUUUAUGUGAGGACAGCGCUGAUGAGGGCCUAUUGGUAUUUGUGCAGAGUAUCUCGUGUCGAUGCGCAGUGUGGGCGCGCGUGUUUGACAACCCCUACCCUCUCACCCCUACAGUACCCUGUUGUGACAUCUGUGUGCCCUCCCUUUUUGAUCGCACCCGUCCGCCUCCACUGCCACCUGAAUGCCGUGCGCGCAAUCUGAAGAGAGGCAAACCAGACCUGGCCGUGCGCGACACGCUCCGUACCUGGCGCAAGGCCAUGUUCAAAACACAUCACGCAUCCGCGCAGUACGAUGAGACGUCUAUCCUCGAUGACGAUCUCAUACUGGUGUUGGUCUCUCAUGGCAGUCUCAACACGCAGCAAGCCCUCAACCUCAUACAAGACAAGUGGCCAUUCCAUCAUAUGUACGCUGACGAGCUG